Messenger RNA from Rangifer tarandus platyrhynchus (Svalbard reindeer), 312 nucleotides. The record is from the annotation of a GenBank genome assembly. NCBI's taxonomy places the organism in Eukaryota, Metazoa, Chordata, Mammalia, Artiodactyla, Cervidae.
AUGAUUGUUGUGGAAGUCUGGAUCAUUGACCCUUGUGCUUUCAUUCCUAGAGAUGUUUCCUAUUCCUAUGAGCUAAAAGCUGUUGCCCCAAAGUGGUGGAUGUGGGUUUUCUUACAAGCCACAAGCCCUGGUGGCAGAGUUGAGGAACAGGGAAGUAGCACUGUGAAGUUUUCGAGAAAGGACUUUUGUUUAAACUCUCCAUGGAGUGUGCUUCCCUGUGCUCACUGGAGCUCUCAGUCUGUCCCCCAUUCAGGGAUGUUCCUUUUGGUAAUCUUGAAGUCUAAAUUUAUAUGUGAAAUGCUACCUUUUUAA